AAGUGAUCUUUAACCUUCAUGGUCUCAUGGAACUAUUUUCAUGAGUUGGGUCAUCUUUUUUUUGUUUCAAGAUUGUACAUUUUGCAUACAAUUCUUGUUUUUUUAAAAAAACUUAAAUGUGUGUAAAAGCAACAGUUUCAGCUUAAAAAUUGAAUCUUUAUACUGUUUGACACGUAAAGGUUUGUUCUUUUUUCAACUCUUUUCUUUAUUGUUUGUCAAAAAUUGUCUGUUGGGUAGAUAAACCAAAAUUAGGCGGACACUACAAAGCUGUCAGCAAAAUCAAGAUUUACAAAAUUAGUAGGCUUUGUCAGCUUCUUUUAUUGCUUCGGAAGUGGAGAAAAUGAAGAAAAAUUGUUUAAAGAAUUGGUGGAUUUGAGUUGAAAAAGUGAGGAAAGAGAAAAGUUAGUAGUUUUGAUUUAGGUAAAAGAUUCUACUUGUAAAAGGGUUCUCCUCUUUUUUUUCUGGUUUAUCAUAGCUUGGAAGGAAGUGGAAAAUUGAGGAAGUUUUCAAGAAUUUAGUUAAUGUGGGAGAUGAGCUAAGUCAAGAAAAUUAUUUAAUGUUUGAAAUGUGCUUUGCUUAAUAUAUUACUACCAAUAAGGGGUUUUUCUCUUAUGCUUAAAAGGGUUGUUUUUCUUCAAGUUCUUGAAAUAGUUUGUUAAAAAGUGUAGUUUGUUCAUUGAUUAAGACAAAUUCUGCAGAGUUUAUGAUCAUUGGGGGUUGAAAGAUUCUUCUUUUAUAUAGUACAUUUUGAGGUGUUUAGAUUGUCUUUUGUGGGGUUCUUUCUCUUCAAAUUUUUGAAAUAAUUUAGCUAAAGUGUAGCUUGUUCAUUGGUUGAGACAAAUUCUGCAGACUUUGUGAUAUUGGGUUUAAAAGAUUCUCCUUUUAUCUACUUUUUGAGGUGUUUAGAUUGUCAAGAUUUGUGGGGUUCUAUAAUUGGAGUUUUUUUUUUUUUGAACUUGAAAGAAAAUGGUUGGUAGUAUUGAAGUGAAAAGUGGUAAUAGUGUAUACUCAAAUGGGAGUGUACACAACCACAAUGGUCCAGAGGAGAAACUUGAUGAGCUUAGGCAUAUUCUUGGUAAAUCUGAUGGUGAUUUGUUGAGGAUUGUUUGUGUUGGAGCUGGUGCUUGGGGCAGUGUUUUUGCAGCUUUGUUGCAAGAUAGUUAUGGUCAAUUUCGCGAUAAGGUUCAAAUUAGGAUAUGGAGAAGGUCAGGGAGAGCUGUUGAUAGAGCCACAGCCGAACAUUUAUUUGAAGUGAUCAAUUCAAGGGAGGAUGUGUUGAGAAGGUUGAUAAGGAGAUGUGCAUAUCUGAAGUACGUCGAGGCUAGAUUAGGCGAUCGGACAUUGUAUGCUGAUGAAAUCUUGAAAGAUGGUUUCUGCUUAAAUAUGAUUGAUACACCAUUUUGUCCAUUGAAAGUUGUGACCAACUUGCAAGAAGCUGUGUGGGAUGCUGAUCUUGUGAUUAAUGGAUUGCCCUCGACUGAAACACGCGAAGUCUUUAAGGAGAUCAGCAAGUAUUGGAAGGAAAGAUUAACUGUACCAAUCAUCAUUUCACUGGCAAAGGGUAUAGAGGCUGAACUAGAUCCAGUUCCUCAUAUUAUUACUCCUACGCAGAUGAUUAAUCGGGCAACUGGAGUACCAGUUGAGAAUAUCCUUUAUCUUGGUGGACCAAAUAUUGCAUCGGAGAUUUACAACAAAGAAUAUGCUAAUGCUAGGAUUUGUGGAUCAGAAAAAUGGAGAAAACCACUUGCAAAGUUCCUUAGGCAACCUCAUUUCAUUGUAUGGGACAACAGCGACCUAGUAACUCACGAAGUCAUGGGAGGUUUGAAGAACGUCUACGCCAUUGGAGCUGGGAUGGUAGCUGCACUAACAAAUGAGAGUGCUACCAGCAAAUCAGUAUAUUUUGCACAUUGUACAUCGGAGAUGAUAUUCAUCACGUAUUUAUUGACUGAAGAACCAGAAAGGCUUGCAGGGCCUCUUCUAGCUGAUACAUAUGUUACAUUGUUGAAAGGUCGUAACUCAUGGUAUGGUCAAAUGAUAGCUAAGGGAGAACUGAGUCUCGAUAUGGGUGAUAGCAUUAGUGGCAAAGGAACAAUCCAGGGAGUUUCUGCUGUCGAAGCAUUCUAUGAACUUCUAAGUCAGUCAAGUUUGAAUGUGUUACAUCCCGGAGAUAAUAAGCCGGUUGCCCCAGUUGAGCUGUGCCCUAUCCUGAAGACUUUAUACAAGAUACUCAUAAAAAGAGAACAAGGGACAAUGGCUAUUCUUCAGGCAUUGAGGGAUGAAAACUUGAACGAUCCGCGCGAUCGGAUUGAGAUUGCACAAAGUCAUGCUUUUUACAGGCCUUCACUUCUUGGACAACCUUGAUCAACAAUUUAUGCACAACAUUUUUAGUAUUUAAAGCAAUGAAUAAGUGUAUAGAGUGGUUCAAAUUGGAUGGAUUGUUUUGUGUGGUGAAGAAAACAUACAUUUCAUACUCAAAUUUGUAUUGAUGAACAUCUUGAUAUUCAUUUGAACUUAAAGCCUAUUGUAUGCUUUGUUCUUUCCA
Messenger RNA from Solanum lycopersicum (tomato), 2542 nucleotides. Its product is annotated as probable glycerol-3-phosphate dehydrogenase [NAD(+)] 1, cytosolic. Gene Ontology annotation, cellular component: glycerol-3-phosphate dehydrogenase (FAD) complex; cytosol. Gene Ontology annotation, biological process: carbohydrate metabolic process; glycerol-3-phosphate catabolic process. The record is from RefSeq and is a predicted model, not a curated record. NCBI's taxonomy places the organism in Eukaryota, Viridiplantae, Streptophyta, Magnoliopsida, Solanales, Solanaceae. Gene Ontology annotation, molecular function: glycerol-3-phosphate dehydrogenase [NAD(P)+] activity; NAD binding.